Messenger RNA from Sinocyclocheilus rhinocerous, 1406 nucleotides. Its product is annotated as exosome complex component RRP45-like. NCBI's taxonomy places the organism in Eukaryota, Metazoa, Chordata, Actinopteri, Cypriniformes, Cyprinidae. Gene Ontology annotation, biological process: TRAMP-dependent tRNA surveillance pathway; nuclear polyadenylation-dependent rRNA catabolic process; rRNA catabolic process. The transcript is spliced from 11 exons. Bases 120 to 1406 code for a protein of 428 amino acids. The record is from RefSeq and is a predicted model, not a curated record. Gene Ontology annotation, cellular component: cytoplasmic exosome (RNase complex); nuclear exosome (RNase complex). Gene Ontology annotation, molecular function: mRNA 3'-UTR AU-rich region binding.
UACCGUGCGCCACUGUUACACUUACGUCAUAACAUUGCGCCGGUUCUACGCUGAAUGAAGCGUGCGAGAGGAUGCAGCGACAGAUCGAGCUGUCUAUGUGAUACAUUCAAGCUGUCAAAAUGAGGGAUACUCCGCUGUCAAACUGCGAGAGGCGUUUUCUUCUUAAAGCUAUAGAAGCGAAAAAACGCUUAGAUGGGAGACAGACAUACGAUUACCGGAAUAUUAAAAUCGCUUUUGGAACUGAUUAUGGCUGCUGUAGCGUGGAACUUGGAAAAACAAGGGUGUUGUGUCAGGUAUCUUGUGAGUUGGUCCCUCCAAAAGAUUCACGUCCCACAGAAGGCAUCAUGUUUUUUAAUUUGGAAUUGUCUCCCAUGGCAUCACCAGCCUUUGAGCCAAACAGGCAGUCAGAGUUGUUGGUGACGUUGAACAGACAGCUUGAGAGGUGUCUGAGGAAUUCCAAAUGCAUAGACACGGAGUCUCUCUGUGUAGUUUCAGGAGAAAAGGUUUGGCAGAUACGGGUUGAUGUCCAUGUGUUAAAUCAUGAUGGAAACUUGAUGGAUGCAGCCAGCAUUGCUGCCAUAUCUGCACUCUCACAUUUUAGGCGGCCAGAUGUCGCUAUUCAGGGACGAGAUGUCACUGUGUUCAGUCCAGAGGAGAGAGAUCCUAUUCCACUGAGCAUUUAUCACAUGCCUAUAUGUGUCAGCUUUGCUUUCUUCCUGCAGGGCUCUUAUUUGCUUGUGGACCCUUGUGAACGAGAAGAGCGAGUGAAGGAUGGAUUAUUGGUGAUAGCCAUGAACAAACAUCGAGAGAUCUGCUCCAUUCAGUCUAGUGGAGGAAUCAUGCUUCUCAAAGACCAGGUUUUAAGAUGCAGCAAAAUAGCAAGCGUAAAAGUUUCUGAAAUUACAGAGCUCAUCAACAAAGCCUUAGAGAAUGACAGAAAAAUCAGAAAGGAGGGUGGGAAGUUUGGCUUUGCUGAGUCCAUGCCCAAAGAGCGAAUCACAACCCUUAAGAGAGACGACGCCCCGGUGGAGAUGACAGAUGUCAAAGAGACUGCCAGUGACAUUGUGAACAGAACAGAAACUACCACAGAAGCUGUUCCUUCUCCUGUUCUUGUUGCCAUGGGAACUGCACAGGUAGGUGAGGGCAUCGUGAACUCGUGGGCACUCGAUGAGGAUGAAGAGGAUGAACCUCAGACAGAGGACAGAAAAACAGAUGAAGUGAUGAUUAGAUUGUCACAGAUUUCUAUCUUGAAGAGUAUACUGCCUCCAGUCUAUUGUCCUCCUACCUACUUACUAAAGUCCAUAAAUAUCUUGUGUACUAACUUCCAAGCAUGGUUUAACUCGUUACUACGCAUGCGCGCCAUCCUGAUGCACGCCGCUCUGACAGCUGAGAGAAUCUCACUUUAA